Molecule: messenger RNA, 2679 nt
Organism: Trichogramma pretiosum
Lineage: Eukaryota; Metazoa; Arthropoda; Insecta; Hymenoptera; Trichogrammatidae
Product: phospholipid scramblase 1-like
Exons: 6
Coding region: 1448-2134 (228 amino acids)
Biological process (GO): plasma membrane phospholipid scrambling
Cellular component (GO): plasma membrane
Molecular function (GO): phospholipid scramblase activity
Source: RefSeq, a predicted model, not a curated record
GAUAUAGCGAUCGAGAGAGAUCGUCGGAUCGUGGCAGUGUUUUACCGAUCACGAUAUAAUUAAAUCGUGUUAUAUUUCAAAGUGCGCGAGUUACGCCGAUCGUCGCAACAAUAAAAAGCACAAAAGAGUGCGUUGUGGGUUUUAUUUUUUUUUUCGGCAGCUGGAAAAUAACCCGGAAGCCCACGCGCGAUAAGAUUGUAUAUAUCGUAGAUGAGUUGCAACGAUGCCGAUUUCUCUUCCGAUCGUCGUCGUCGUCGUGUCGAUAAUUACUCCCAACUUUAUGGACGACAGCGACGAUUUAGACGACGUGCGAUGAUGCGCGAUUUUGUGAAUCGAUAAUAUAUAAUCGCAUCGCGCGAGAGCCGAGAUCGCCCAAAAGAUCGUCGACGUCGUUGUUGUUGUUGUUACAAUUGGCGUGGCAGUACAUAAGGCUUGAUAAUAUAAUAUUGUAAUCGUCGUAAUCGCGAGCGAUUUAAGCUCUUCUUCUGUACGCGCAUAAACAGUCGAGUUGAUACACGUAUAUAUAUCGGUGUAAUUAACUUAUCUAGCGGUUAUCGCUCUCUCUCUCUCGGUUCUCUCUCCCCCCGUUGAUAUAAUAUAUAGACGAAGAAGAAGAAGAGGAGAAAGAAGGAGGUGUAUCGUGCACACGCAGUGAUAGUAGGAUAGUAUAGUAGUUGGCGCGAAGAACGAGAGAGAAAGAGCUGCGGCUGCUCUCUGUGGGCGAAUUUUCGUCCGUGCCUCGUGGGGGCCUCGCAUAUAUAUAUUACAAAAUAAAUGUGCGCGUCGUAAACCGUUCCGUCCCGUUUCUCGAAUCGUCAUCGAGGAAAGUUUGCCCGCGCGUGCACGAGUAGUCGCGAUAAGGAAGAAACAAAAAGUUCAUAAAAGAGAGACAAAGAGAACGCAACGAGGGGUUAAACUCGUUCGAUAAUCAUGUACGAGCAGCAUCUGAAGCAGCAGGAGCAUCUCAAGGACUGCGCCGAUUAUCAGCUGCACAAUCCCUGGAAGCUGAAGCUGCGCAGGCUCGGCAAGCACGUGAGAAAAUUCAUGGCCCAUCUGGCGCCCGGCAGGCUGCGCAAGAAGCGCCAGGGCUACAGCAAGUUCUACACCGAGGACGAGGAGAGGCUCAGAUAUGCGGCGAGGCAGAUGCGGAGCAACAACGAUUAUUACAGCAGGGCCGAUCGCAUCGCAAGGAUCGAGUUCGCGUGCGCCUGCGGCGCUUGCUAAAUACCACGAAUAGCCGCACGCGCGUGUACAAUAAAUAUCGUUCUAUUUUAUAAUAAAAUAAUCACACGACACGAGCGCGCGAUCGAAUUUUUUGCUCGCAUCGAUCUCUCAUGGCGCAUCGUCAUCUCGUCUGUUUCCGGUUACCAUCAUCAUCAACGUCGUCGCCCCGAAAGAAGGAUGGCACGGGAACACUACGAUCUUACCGCCCGGCUUGCUCUCGCUUAUGCGCCUUGAUCGGCUGUUCGUCGAGCACGAGCUGCCCGCCGGCAUCGAAGCGCUGCGCCGACUGGACAACGAGCGCCGCUACCGGGUGACCACGGCCGAGGGCGAGCACAUCUACAGCGCCAUCGAGGAGUCCAGUGCCUGCGGACGCUGCUGCCUCGGCCGCCAUCGCGACUGGGACUUUCAUCUGGUCGAGCAGAGGCCGGCCACGGACAGGCGCGAGGUGCUCAGAAUCGCCAGGAGCCGGCGCUGCGAGUCCUGCUUCUUUCCGUGCUGUCUUCAGGAGAUGUCCGUAUACGACUCGGCGAGCGGCGAGCUGCUGGGCACCCUGGCCCAGAACUGGAACGCGCUGAGGCCGUCGUUCUCGGUGCGCGACGCCUACGGCGAGCCCGUGCUCGGCCUCAAGGGCCCGUUACAUCUGCGCUGCUGCGGGCCCAGAGAGUUGGACUUUAUUAUAAACUCGACCGGCAAGCAGCAGAGCAGCGUCGGCGUCAUCACCAAGAAGUGGUCGUCCGACCUGGCCCGGUCGUUCUUCAAAGACGGACAGUCGAUCGGCAUCGGCUUCCCCGUCGAUCUCGACGUCAAAAUCAAGGCUGUCCUCCUCGGCGCUUGCUUCUUGAUCGAUUUCAUGUACUUCGAGGACAACGACAAUGGCAGGCGUCGCAAUAAUCAUCGGAGCUGUAGCUGAUCAGGCCGAUAUCGCACACACUUGCCGCCGCUGCUGCUUCCUCGCGCAUUUACCUCGCACGGCACACGUGCUAAUAAUAUAUAUAAGUUUUAUAUAAACCGCGAGUUCGAGAUAACGCGAUGUUGUGUAUAAAUACGAUUUUUUCUUCCUUCUUUUUUUAAGUAAUAAUAAUAAUGAUGAUGAUGAUGAAAAAAUCGAUUCUGUGCUGUGCUGUGUGUCCCAUCGACGAACGGGUAUACACACACAUGACAUUUUUGUACGCAAACAAAAACGAGAUUCCGUUUUAUUAUAUAUCGAUCGCUGCCAUAAUGUUACGUCGCGUGUGUAUAAGUUGUAUAGUUCGAGACUUCGAAAUUUAAGUAUUAUUACCUUGUUACAUAUUGUUUAUAAUUGUUUUAACGUGUUACACAUUAAUAUUAUUAUAUAUUUACCAAAUUGUUCGUUUUUACAUGUGUAAAAAAAAGUAGGUGUUUGUUUGUUUAUACUAAAAAAUGUUUUUGUUACAUUAAAAGGAGACAACAAUGUGAAUUGUUGAAAAUGAAAAA